Molecule: messenger RNA, 1491 nt
Organism: Mangifera indica (mango)
Lineage: Eukaryota; Viridiplantae; Streptophyta; Magnoliopsida; Sapindales; Anacardiaceae
Product: pheophytinase, chloroplastic
Exons: 8
Coding region: 148-1254 (368 amino acids)
Cellular component (GO): chloroplast
Source: RefSeq, a predicted model, not a curated record
AAUCUAGGUACCCGUGACUGGCUAAGAGUUCGCCACAACUCCAAUACCCACUCCAACCACAUCAAAGAUCGCCCUAUGUACUCUCCGCAAGCAAAAUUUGAACCCAUUUAACAUUCUCUAUCGCUUUCGGCUUCUUUAAACUUCACAAUGUCCUGUUCGUUCGCUGUUUCAUCCUCACUUCGAAGAGAAUUUGUAAACCCAGUGUCUCAUGUGUUCUUUGCACCUGCAAGGAUAUAUCAACCCAGAAGUAAAUGCGAGAUAAGCAGGAGGGGUUUUGCCUUUAAAGGAAUUGUUGCCGCCGGGGUUUCUGUCGUAGGAUCUUCUUUGGUUACUGAACCCGCUCAAGGGGUAGAGAGAUUACAGUACAAGCCUGAGGGUUAUAAUUAUUGGACAUGGAAGGGUCACAAAAUACAUUAUGUGGUUCAAGGAGAAGGAUUUCCAAUUGUUCUUAUUCAUGGGUUUGGUGCUUCUGCAUUUCAUUGGAGGUACAACAUUCCUGAGUUGGCUAAAAGGUAUAAAGUCUAUGCCAUAGACUUGCUAGGGUUUGGGUGGAGUGAGAAAGCUAUUAUAGAGUAUGAUGCCAUGGUAUGGAGAAAUCAAAUUGUGGAUUUCUUGAAGGAAAUAGUGAAAGAGCCAGCAGUUGUGGUUGGAAACAGCCUUGGAGGGUUUACUGCCUUAGUUGCUGCAGCCGGAUUACCUGAGCAAGUUGCUGGUGUUGCCCUUCUAAAUUCUGCUGGACAGUUUGGAGAUGCAACUAAAGGAACCAACCAGUCUGAAGAAACCAUUUUUCAGAAAUUUUUCCUUAAGCCUUUGAAAGAAAUUUUUCAGCGUAUAGUUCUUGGACUUCUGUUUUGGCAAGCCAAACAACCAGCUCGCAUUGUAUCUGUCCUGAAGAGUAUUUAUAUAAAUUCUUCUAAUGUGGAUGACUAUCUGGUGGAAUCAAUAACAAGGCCUGCAGCUGACCCCAACGCUGGAGAAGUGUACUACAGAUUAAUGACACGGUUCAUGUUGAAUCAAAGCAAGUACACUCUAGAUAGUGUUUUAAGCGAGUUAUCGUGCCCACUGUUGUUGGUCUGGGGUGACUUGGACCCAUGGGUAGGUCCUGCUAAGGCCAACCGAAUCAAAGAAUUUUAUCCAAAAUCGUCUCUGGUAAACUUACAGGCCGGACAUUGCCCACAUGAUGAAGUUCCAGAGCUUGUCAAUAAGGCUUUAAUGGAUUGGUUAUCAACUGUAAUACCAGAAGUGUUGACGUGAGCUGUCAAACUGGAGAAAUUACAGGAUAAAUCUUUUAUGUAAAUCUCUUGAUUGAUAAUCCCUUGAUUUAUGUAAAUCUCUUGAUUGAUAAUCCCUUGAUUCAAGGGUCAAGCCUUAUCAUAGCCAUAGUUUAUGUAUAGCCAAAAAAUAGACUAGAACCUGUAUAUAUGUGUACUAAUUCUCUGUAAAAAAAGGGUGAAGAAAUAUAUUAAAAAGUAAGGUAUUUCUUCUACAAAA